GCUCUGGGCUGGGAGGCAGACAGACCAGCGCUGCUGCAGCAGCGACUCAUCCUAUCGAUAAGGUUCAGUUAGCCAAGGUGGAGGAUGGGAAAAGAAUGGAGCUGUCCCAGCUACUCAAUGAGAUCAGGGCAAACUAUGAAAAGCUCCUCACCAGAAAUCAGAUAGAGACCGUGCUCUCAACAAGGAUCCAGGUAAUGAUUUCAUACAGACAGACACCCUCCAGGAUAAGGAGACAAUCCAUGUCUAUCCAAUUCCUGUCCCGGCCUCUCUGAGCUGGAAGAAGAUCUGAGCAAAAAAAUGGACAAAGAUGAAGAGGCUUUAAGGGCAGCUCAAGCAGAACUCAAGGAAGCCCGGCGCCAGUGGCACCACCUGCAAGUGGAAAUUGAAUCUCUCCACGCUGUGGAACGGGGCCUCGAAAACUCCCUGCAGGCCAGUGAGCAGCAUUACCAGAUGCAGCUGCAAGACCUGGAGGCUGUGAUUGAAGGACUGGAAAAAGAGCUACAGGAAGUAAGGCAAGGCAUCGAGAAGCAGCUCCAAGAGCAUGAGAUGCUUCUCAACACGAAGAUGAGGCUAGAACAAGAAAUAGCCACGUACCGCCGCCUCCUAGAAAAGGAAGAAAUCAGAUAUUAUGGUUGUAUCCAAGGAGGAAAAAAAGAAAAAAAACCUACAAGUAGAGUUGGUUUUGUUUUACCUUCAGCCAUUAUAAAUGAAAUCUCUUUUUCAACAAAAGUCCCACAAAAGUGUGAGAAUGAAAAAGUGGAAACAGUGACCAAACAGGCAAUAUUAAAUGGAAAUAUGGUGAAGGAGAGCACUGAAGCUCAUGGCACUAUUCAGACCGAGAAAGUGGAUGAAGUUAUUAAAGAAUGGGAAGGUUCCUUCUUUAAAGAUAACCCUCGGUUAAGGAAAAAAUCUGUUUCUCUUCGCUUUGACCUUCAUUUAGCAGCCACUGAUGAAGGGUGUUUACAGACUAAACAGGAUAAUCUACCAGAUAUAGAAGUCAGGCUUAUCAUGAGGAGAUCAUGCAGUAUUCCCUCUAUCAAACCUCCAUCAGCAGCUCAUUAACCCAAAGACAGUAUUUGACUUGACUUGAAAAUGACAUUAGGAUGGACCAAGGUGGGCGAUGCUGACUACCUUCUGUCCCAAAUGUAAGUUGAAGUAUGAAUGUUAUGAUUGAUGUGUGAUUCUCUUCGUGGGCGGGGGGGAUGGCAAGGGGCAAAAUUUCUCUGCAUUUAACUAUGGAUAUAUUUUUUGGAAAGGGAAGUGCAAAUAAAAUCAGAAAAUCAGUAUGAUUUCUAUUUUAUUUAUCCUCCAAAUAAUCGUUUUUGUUCCCUUGAAAUUUUAUCAGAGAUGGUAAGCAUUAGCAGCUUAGUAAAAUCUGUGACUUGAUGCCUGAAUACUCUAAGGAAAAGGGAAUGGUUUAUCUAAAUAUGAUUGUACUAUGUUAAGAAUCACACUGAGCAAUUCAUCACUCUUCUAUGACUGGUUAUAUCUACAAAGAUUUUUCUAAUUGAAAAAGAAAACAAUUAUACAACUUUUAAAGAGGACUCCCUAUUCCCUUAACCAAAAAUGUUCCUUUUGAGACAAUCAUUUGCAUUGUAUUACAGGAAUAUUAAAGACCAAGUUGCCAAUAUUUUGAAGGAUUAGGAAUUAAAUAAGUAUAAAACAUAGCCCAGUUCUAAUUUGAUUAAAUAAAAUUAACCUUCAUCUGAAAGUGUUUUGUAGUCAUGUGAUUUCCAGAAGAGUUACUUUAUUCAAAGAACUUUAAAAAUUGUCCUUUAUCAACAACAACAAAAAAAGAGGCCAGUUGCACAAAAUAUGAAAAGCUGAUUACUACAGUUUCUAGAACAGUUAUCCAACCUCUCCCUAUCCCAGUUUUUCCAUCUGUAAAGUUAAAUGUGAUUAAUUGGAGUAUUUGGUGUGAGCAUUAGGUAAAAUAUUAUAUAAAGUCUUAUAAGUAUUUCCUGCAAUCAUUUAUGUGAAUUAAGACAAUAGUAUUGUUAUCGAAGCUAUGAGUAUUUGCAGGAUUUAUGUUUUUAAAUUGUUCCAAGUGUAAUAAAUAUGGAUAGAAAAUAUAUUUAUGAGUAAGUAGUGUUGCAGAGGUUUUUAAACAACCUAAUUUGUUUAAUACAGGUAUAUUUCUUUUAAGACCUUAAAUAAAAAAAACAUCUGUUUUAAACAUUAAAAAUUUAUAGGCUAUUAAUUUUUUCUAAACAGAAAAUAUGUUGAGUAUCACUCACCAUACUGUUAUCCCAACUAAAGAAUUAUCCAAGGGCUAUAGCUGUUAGCAUUUUAGUACAGCCUUUUCAACUGAAACCUCUCUCUCUCUCUGUCUCUCCCUCUCUGUGUAUGUCUCUCUCUUCCUCUCUCUCCUUUAUUUCAACAACAACAAAAAGAUAUAUUUUAACCAGAAGAAAAUUAUGUUAAUCUUUAACAUAAUACAGGGAUAUAGUUAAAUUUUUCUUUCAAUUACUUCAGAUUUCUUUAAGCCUUGCUUAUUCUAUUUAGUGAAAGGAAUAAUUUUGUUGUCAAGGUUACAACAGCAUGUUAAGUGCUUAUUCUUGCAUAAGCAUCUAACCUAAAAUACAUCCUAUAUGUAAAAGUGUUUAAUUCAAUAUCAGUUAAAAGCUACUAACUUCAUAAAGCUUUGAAAACGCAGUCAUAUAAGCUAUUGUACUAAAGUUACUGUACUAAGCAACAGUAAUCGUAAUGGAAUAUAUCUAGUGUAAUUGAUAUGCAAUGUAAAAACUUAAUAGUGGGCAUCAUAAAUGUAACUGCUUAUAAUAGUAAUUCCACUAUGCAGCUAUUGUGUGUAACGUAUAUUUCAAAGUAGAGUAUUUGAAUUUAUAACAAAGUUUUAUUUGCUUUGGGGCAUUUUAAAUUGGGAUAUGAAUUUACCAAAGUAAAUGAUACCACUAUAAUAAAAAUUAUAAAACU
Messenger RNA from Myotis brandtii (Brandt's bat), 2934 nucleotides. RefSeq names its product keratin 222, type II (gene KRT222). The record is from RefSeq and is a predicted model, not a curated record. The coding region runs from base 298 to 1062 and encodes 254 amino acids. NCBI's taxonomy places the organism in Eukaryota, Metazoa, Chordata, Mammalia, Chiroptera, Vespertilionidae. Gene Ontology annotation, molecular function: structural molecule activity. The transcript has 6 exons.